Messenger RNA from Calypte anna (Anna's hummingbird), 1572 nucleotides. It is a transcript of the gene SNTG2, whose product is annotated as syntrophin gamma 2. Gene Ontology annotation, cellular component: intracellular anatomical structure; dystrophin-associated glycoprotein complex. Gene Ontology annotation, molecular function: structural molecule activity; protein binding. The transcript is spliced from 17 exons. The record is from RefSeq and is a predicted model, not a curated record. Lineage: Eukaryota; Metazoa; Chordata; Aves; Apodiformes; Trochilidae.
AUGUAGGAUAUUAAUCAGAGGACUAAAACCAGUAUUGCAUUGUUGUAUGAUGAAGUAUCUGAAAAUGCAUAUGACAUCCGACUGAAGCUUACAAAAGAGGUAUUAACUAUUCAAAAACAAGAUGUCAUCUGUGUUAGUGGAAGUGAUCACAGUGCCAAUCACAGAACUGUUACACUUCGUCGACAACCAGUUGGUGGCUUGGGCUUAAGCAUAAAGGGUGGUGCUGAGCACAAAGUACCUGUCGUCGUAUCAAAAAUAUUUAAGGACCAAGCAGCUGACCAAACAGGAAUGCUAUUUAUAGGAGAUGCAAUAAUACAGGUUAAUGGUAUAAAUGUAGAAAGUGCUACUCAUGAAGAAGUGGUACACCUACUGCGAAAUGCUGGCGAUGAAGUUACCAUCACUGUUCAGUACCUCAGGGAAGCUCCAUCAUUUUUAAAGCUCCCAUUAGGUUCCCCUGGACCAUCCAGUGAUCAUAGCAGUGGAGCUUCGUCACCUCUCUUUGACAGUGGCUUACAUUUAAAUGGAAACUCAACUAACACUGCUCCAUCAUCACCUUCUUCUCCCAUAGCUAAUGAACCAAAAUACGAGAAGCGCUGGCUGGACACCUUAUCAGUUCCUCUGUCAAUGGCUCGAAUCUCAAGGUACAAAGCUGGAACAGAUAAAUUAAGAUCUAAUGCAUUUGAAGUGCUGGCACUCGAUGGAGUUAGUACUGGGAUACUUCAGUUUUAUACAGCCCAGGAGAGUGCUGACUGGCUGAGAGCAAUAUCAACUAACAUCAGUGAUUUGACACUUCAAAAUAUGAAAAUGGCAAAUAAGUGCUGUUCUCCCUCAGACCAGGUCAUACAUAUGGGAUGGGUAAAUGAGAGACUUGAAGGAACUGAUUCAUCUCAGCUCUACAAAUCCAAGUUUCUGGCACUGAAAGGCUCAUCCUUCUACAUUUUCAGCACUCCUCCGGUAAGCACAUUAGACUGGGUACGAGCUGAAAAAAUAUAUAACCUCUGUGAGGUGCUAUUUAAAAUUCACAAGCUCUGGCUUGCUGAUGAUUGCUGGCUACAAGCAAACUUGUAUUUAGGUAUUCAUCAGGACUUUGAUCUUGAGGACCAGAGGCCGUAUUGUUUCAGUGUUAUGGUUGGACAUGGCAAGAGUCAUUAUUUCAAUGUAGAGCUGGCCAGUGAGUUGGCAGUGUGGGAGAAGGCAUUUCAAAGAGCAAUUUUCAUGGAAGUUCAAAGAACAGGGUCUAAAACUUAUAUGUGCAGCUGGCAAGGGGAUGCUCUCUGUUUCACAGUCGACUUUGCUCUGGGAUUUACCUGUUUUGACAGUAAAACAAAGAAUGUACUGUGGAGGUUUAAAUUCUCUCAGCUCAAAGGCUCUUCAGAUGAUGGAAAAACAAGAGUAAAGCUGCUUUUUCAGAAUCUAGACACCAGACAAAUUGAGACAAAGGAACUUGAAUUUCAGGAUCUGACAGCAGUUUUACACUGUAUUCACUCCUUUAUAGCAGCAAAAGUGGCAUCUGUGGAUCCGCUAUUCAUAGACAGUCAGAGUAUUGCAAGAAAAUACAUGUACAGUAACUGA